UAUGAGUGUGUCAUAAGUCCUUAGUCCUUACUCCUUGCCCCUCGCCUGUUGUGGUCAUCCGUCUAUUUUAUUUUAUUUAUGUGAGAUAGUAACAAUUUUGCGCAGCGAAUUUUGAAAUACUUAUCAAUGUUUAAUUAUCAAGUUGAAUAUGCUAAAUCGUCAAAUUCAGAAUGUAAAGUAUGCAAAGAAAAUAUUACUAAAGGUGAAUUACGUAUUGGAAUUUUAAUAAAGCCACAAGAUUAUUAUAUACCAUUAUGGCGCCAUGAAAUAUGUUUCUUUAAGAAUGGAAAGCGUUUAGGAACAAUCCAACAAUUUAAAGAUUAUAACACACUUAAACCUGAUGACAAACUAAGAAUAAAGGAAAAACUAGUUGAUCCAUCAGAAGAUUUCCCUGCUUCUGUUUUUGACAUUUUGGGCCUGGUACUUAAUGAAAGAGAUAAAGCCAUUAUUUCUGAAUAUGGUGUAGAAGAGAGCAACAAUUCUAGUGCCAGGUGCAGACUCUGCAAUAUUCAAAUUGUAAAGAAAGAGUUGCGGAUUUCUAAAAUUCAAUAUGAGGAAAAACGUGGUGAAAUUAAGCAUUACUAUCAUGUGAAAUGUUUUGCAAAUGUCAGGAAUGAAUUUAAUUUUCCAGGAAGUGGUGAAUAUAUGCCAGGCUUUGAGAUUUUAACAAAUAAAAAUCAGGAAAUUGUUAAAAGUUAUAUUAGGCAAGAUAACAUAGUCCCACCUCAUACAGAGUUCGGACCUUCCUCAUCGAAGUGUACCAAGCUUGGCGAGCAAAUUAAAUAUGAAGAUGAACAAAACAAAGAAAAUAUAAACAAGAUUAAAACUGAAACAUCGUGUGAAUUAGAAAGUGAGGCUGUGAGGCUACAAAGCGAACUGUUUCACAAAUACAAAUCUAGUUUGAGAAGUUUAUCGAAACAAGACUUAAAGAUCAUAUGUAAACGGAAUAACCUUUACAUGUUUAAAGGAACAGAAGAGCCUCUAGAUCUGUUAGCGGACUGCAUGGUCUUCGGAGCUCUACAACCGUGCCCCAAAUGUAACGGACAACUUAAGUUAACUACGUUCCGCUAUGAAUGUUCAGGUUUCAUUAGUGAAUAUUUUCUGUGCACAUAUACGACCAAAUCACCGCAGAGGGUUCUUCUGACUGUACCCGACGAGUUGAAGCAUUACUCUGCUCUCAAAGAUUACGAACCCAGUAUCGGCGUAAGGAUCUUUGACGAUGAACCUUCGGACUACUUCCAACCUUCCCUUCCGAAACGAAUAAAAAUGGAGGCGACGGCGGCUCCGCUCAAGAACGUUCUGUUUUAUAUUCACAUCUCCAAUAAAGAAGACAAAGAGACUGUAAAAUGUCGCGUGUUGAAGUCGGGCGGGUGCAUCGCCCCCAAGCUGGUGGAGACCGUGGCGGCCGUCAUCGCCGCUAAAGAGGAUUAUCAAAAAAAUACUCCCCUCACCGAGAGGAUGAAGUUGGGCGGCUUUCACAUAGUCGAAGUGUCCUUUCUCGAUGAAGUAGAAUCUCUGAAGAAUUCUCUCUCCGUCCCCGAGUCCAUCGAGCUUAUAGAGGAGCAUAACAUUUCCGAGUUCUCUUCAGAUAUCUACUCGCGUGUGCCCAGACAGGUCUUAGAAGGAGAGCCGGUUCGAGUCUCCGGAGGUGUUUACAUUCUUAAGUCGGAUCAACCUCAUAUAUCCACCCUGAAAGUCAAGGAUGGCAUCCCGUUGGUGAUGGGAACCGGCCUGGAGCGUUGGGCCCACGUGUACCGCGAGAAGGGCGAGCCGUACUCGGCCACGCUGAACCGCGUCUACAUGGACGCCAGGCACGGAACCAACCGGAGCUACACCAUGCAGCUCUUGGUCGCCGACGUUCAGAAACGAUACUGCGUGGUGAGAAGCUGCGGACCGACAGGCUCCGAACCGAAGCACUAUAAGAAAGAGUUUGAGGAUUUAGGAGAGGCGAAAGCUUUCUUCCGGGAUGUGUUUUAUAAAAAAACUGGGAACAUCUGGACCCGAAGACACAAUUUUCAAAAGAAAUAUGGCAAGUUUGAUCUGAUCGAAAUGGCCGAUUUGUCCGAAAGAGAGCCCGAGCCGCUGUGCCUCGAUUCGCAGAGCGAGCUGCCGCGCGCCGUGCAAGAGCUGAUGAUACUGCUGUUCGACAUCAACAUCAUGAACAAGACCAUCGCCGACAUGGACAUCGACACCGACAAAAUGCCGUUGGGUGUUCCGUCGCAGGAGCAGAUCUCGUCCGGCUUCCGCAUAUUGGGCGCUCUGUACGAUAUCGUUAGCGAAGGGCGGGAAGAAUAUAUGAGGAUUGAAGAAUUGUCCACGAGAUUUUAUACCAAAAUACCGCACAAGGGCAACUUCAAGGAGUUGGUAUUACUCGAUAACGUGGAUUUGAUUAGAUCGAAGAUGCACAUGCUCGACGAUCUUUCUAAGACCCACGUUUCCUAUAAAAUAUUGCACGAAGAUAUGGAUGUAAAGAUUGGCCUCAUGCAACAGUAUUACUUGAAGCUGAAGACCGAAAUUUUGCCUCUCGAUACCGAUUCCCCGGAAUACGGCACGGUCAUGAAGUACUCGCUGAACACUCAGUCGAAGGCCCAUUCGUUUCAAAUAAAGGUCGAACAGGUGAGAUCUCUCCGGUCUGCGAAUCGGCUCGAGCGGUUCGCGAAUCUAAACUUCGGCGGUUUCCAGAUAUUCAGCGUCGACCGACAGGGCGAAGCCGAGCGCUUCGAGCCUUACGCCGCGUUUCCCAACCGGAAGCUCCUGUGGCACGGCUCCCGGCUCUCCAACGUGGCGGCCAUUUUGCUAGAAGGACUUCGCAUAGCCCCCGAAGGCGUCGAGAGGACGGGUGACAUGUUCGGAAAGGGCAUCUACUUCGCCGACGUCGUCACAAAGUCCGCGCAAUACGCGUACACGACGCCCGACCACCCCGCCGCUGUGCUGCUGUUGUGCCGGGUGGCCCUCGGGAACAUGAAACGUUGUACCAGGAGGGAGCCGGUCACCGAGCUACCGCAAGGUACGAACUCAGUCUGGGGCGUGGGCCGCUUUCGGCCGGAUCCCGCCGCAGCGGAGAUUUUACCCGACGGCACGGAAGUCCCGCUGGGUGCCUUAGUACCUAACACGAGAGACGAUCCCGACGAACCUGUCCUGAUUCACAACGAAUAUAUCGUUUACGACGAAGCGCAAGUAAAUAUAAAGUACUUGGUGCAAUUACAAAUAGUAUGAACUGUGAUAUUUUGGUGCUAUAUUUUCUUUUAAUGUAAUUUUAUGUUUCUAAAUUGACUGAUAGUAAUUACGUAAAUCGGAUUUUAAACCAA
This is a messenger RNA of Pieris napi, 3308 nucleotides long. Its product is annotated as poly [ADP-ribose] polymerase 1-like. The record is from RefSeq and is a predicted model, not a curated record. Gene Ontology annotation, cellular component: nucleus. Gene Ontology annotation, molecular function: zinc ion binding; DNA binding; NAD binding. NCBI's taxonomy places the organism in Eukaryota, Metazoa, Arthropoda, Insecta, Lepidoptera, Pieridae. Bases 127 to 3216 code for a protein of 1029 amino acids. The transcript is spliced from 19 exons.